This is a messenger RNA of Osmerus eperlanus (European smelt), 3426 nucleotides long. RefSeq names its product Ras association domain family member 7a (gene rassf7a). The coding region runs from base 549 to 2003 and encodes 484 amino acids. The transcript is spliced from 6 exons. NCBI's taxonomy places the organism in Eukaryota, Metazoa, Chordata, Actinopteri, Osmeriformes, Osmeridae. The record is from RefSeq and is a predicted model, not a curated record. Gene Ontology annotation, biological process: signal transduction.
GGGGGAGGAGGAGGAGGAGGAAUAGAGAGAAGGCAGGGAGAGACCUCAGCAGUCUGUUAGAUCUCGGCUGCGGUGAGGACACCCAGGAGAGCUGCAUUCCUGAGACAGCCAGCGAAGGAGACAUAGAGAGACAGACAGAUAGAGAGAGAGACAGUCAGACAGAGACACAGAGAUAGAGAUAGAGAGAGAGAGAGAGAGAGAGAGAGAGAGAGAGAGAGAGAGAGAGAGAGAGAGAGAGAGAGAGAGAGAGAGAGAGAGAGAGAGAGAGAGAGAUGGGACAGUAGAGGAGUGAGCGAGCGCUCUGGUUCUACCGCUGACAGCUUGCCUGACGCACACCACCCUGGACUUUAGCUCGGCGGACUUCCUUACUUCCUCAGUCCCGGUUCGGGGAAAGCAGCUUGACGGAUUUACCGGAGAGAGAAAACACAGAGGGGAAGGAAGACAUUUCCACACCUGAGAGAGCGAGCGCGGGCCAUGCUGUGCUGAGCCGGGCCGAGCCAAAGCGUGCCUAGCUGAACUGAACCGUGAGCGACGCCCGGCCUGCUCACAUGGAGCUGAAGGUGUGGGUGGAUGGAGUGGUGCGGGUCGUAUGUGGCCUAUCAGAGGAGACUUCCUGCCAGGAUGUGGUCAUCGCUCUUGCCCAAGCUAUUGGUCAGACGGGUCGCUAUGUGCUGAUCCAGCGCCUCAGGGACAGUGAGAGGCAGCUGCUAGCCACAGAGAGGCCCCUGGAGUCCCUGGCCAAGCUGGGCCAACAUGGAAACGAAGUCCAGUUCGUCCUGCGCCGGACCGGACCCAGCAGCAGUGACGUCGCCGGGCCCAACCAGGACCGGCCCAGCCCUUUGACCCUUCCCAAACACCCGGAGCCAGAACUGCCCAAACGCACCCAGCCCAAGAAGUCCCUCACCUUCAACCUGGGCCCCUCCACCUCCCCCAGAACCAAGGUACGGAGGUCCCCACAUGACUCCUCCCCAGAGCAGAGGGCCUCCCCCAGCCCCGUCCCCCAUCCCCCAUCCCCCAGCCCCUCGCCCCCGGCGGGCCCGUCCAAAGAGGAGGUGUUCCGCCAGGUUCUCCAGCAGCAGGAGAGACUGAGGGCCAUGGAGGCCCAGCUGGAGACCCUGGAGAGGGAGUCCCGAGCCUGGGAGCGUCCCUCGCCGGUCCCCUCUGCCUCCCCUGUGCCGGAGGCCCGACUCCAGGAGGAGCUGGAGGUUCUGGAUCAGGCGGUGAGGAGGAACCAGGCGGAGCUGGCCUACGAGCAGUUCUGGGAGGAGGAGCUGCAGGCCGAGGCGGAGAGGGAGCACGCGAUGAAGAGGCGACUGGGGGAGCUCCACGCCAAGAUGGACGACUGCGGGCGGCGGCUCCACGACCUCGACGCUCGCUCCGCCCGCCUGGAGCAGGAGAUCCAACAGGAGAGCCAGGAGGGCGGGGCCACGGCUGGGGGGCCCAAUCAGAUGGGGCCUGAGGAGUCCGUGAGCGCCGCGAAGGUGGAGCUUCAGAGCCAGGAGAAGCACGGCGAGGAGCUGGAGGCGGAGUUAUCGGAGAUGAACAGGGCUCUGGGGAAGGCGGAGUCUAUGCUGCAGAGCAAGCAGGAGGACCUGGAGGAGCUGAACAAGGAGUUGAGGCAGUGUAACCUGCAGCAGUUCAUCCAGCAGGCUGGGGUCCUGCCGGCUCACUCCCACUCCCGCACAGACCUCCACGAGCUGGAGCAGCUGGAACUGGCCGCCCUGCUGCAGGAGGGCUACAGGAACGGAGGUCUGUCCCUGCGCCCGUCGGAGUCUCCUCCGCGGCCCACGGCCAAGCAGUUCCUAGGACAUCCCCGCAACCUGCAGAACCCCCUGGUGUCCAGUCUCAACCCUGAGGCCGUGGCCCGGGGCCGCUCCAGCUGUACCCGGACACUCGUGAGCACCUCCUGCCCCUCCUCCCCCCUCCCCCCGCCCUCUCCCCCCAGUCACACAGGUGGACUGGGGGUCUCCCACCCUCGACACGACAGCACUGUUUUCCAGUGACGCCUCAGAAACCCCUCGCCGCGUUAGCCCGUCCUGCGUCCGGCGGUGACCGUAGCAAACGUUCCGACUGUAAGUUCAGAGGACUGGCCGCCGGGGCCGAGAGAGCUACGGGACCGGUGUAACGGAGACAUACGAGGAGGACGUUUGCUGAUGUUCGCCUGUGUGAAACGUGCCGGGUGUGUCUGUGUGGAGGUUUGGUCCUGCGCUGUACGGUGGUGACCUGUCGACUUCCAAAGACAGAGCCGAGCUCUCUGGGCUCUGCACAGUGUGUUGCACCGUCCCCUCUCUCUUCCCCUGUGAGAAGCCAUGGGCCCUUUCUGGAUACAUGCAAAGGCCCUCUUCUGUCUCUCCCUCGCUAAAACACUCCAGACAACCCCAUGCCAUUGGUGUAGCUUCCAAUCAGCGUUUUUCAAAACAAUGAUUCAUUACUAGCUAAGAAUGCUUUUGACAUGUAUCAAUAAUGGACCAUGGCUUGUAUUCAGUCUGAUGUUAUCUGGAGGUUUUCCGUGGCUGACCUUUACCCAACCACAUCUAACCGUUGACCCGUCAGUGCUUGACCUGGCCCGAAGCAUAGUUCCAGGAUAACUGCUGACCACGGUAUUAAACCUUUAGAAUGUAUACUAAACGCCCUACUAAAACAUACAGGUGCCCUUCACGUGCUCAUUCUUCGCCAGCCUGACAGGUCAAUGUGUGUGUGAGGGUGUGUCUCUCCUCUCUCCCGGUUGCUAGGUGGUAUCUGGGGUGUUUCUUUGCUGUUGCUAUGAAUCACAAGGUGUUUUUCUAUUUUAUUUAUUCAACCUGAAGUUUCCACCCCUUUCCGUGUCUUAGAGCCACACCUCUCAGCUAGAAGUCACCCCCAACCACAGAUCUGGUAUCAGACUGUCCAACAAACAAUCAGAUAGUUUGAUGGAUGAAUAAAAAAGACCUGACCUGGUAUCAGUGGCUAAGGGCGACUUCUAACCUAGCCUUCUGAGGCAUGCUUUACAACGUUCAUUCACCAAGCUCACCCGUUGCCUUGCGCUCUACCAGUAAACUGUGUUCUCAAAGAACGCCCAACAAGCAUCACCCCGCUUAUUUUUGUGUGUCUUGCAGUCUUGACAUCCAGAGAGUCUUCAUGGAGAUAGAACAAGGACCACAGGGCCAAGGGACACUGUUCACUGUUUACUGUCUGUCACCACCAGCUCCUGUUUAACCCCCACUGUCAACUGUCUCUGUAACUACUGUCCUUAUUCACUACCACAUUGUACACAGAAUGUAUAUACAGAAAUAUAUUUACGGCACUUUUUGCUACUGUACACUGCAAAGUAUGUAUCAAAUGUGAAAUAAUUUUAGGAAACUUUUACCUAGAGGAAUAUUUCCUUUACUGUAUGUGUAUUUAAAUGUCAUAAUAAUAAAAAAGAAACAUGUGCAUUGUUUUAGAUAA